UGCUACGCGCUACAACCGUGCGUAACUUUGUGCAACGCGACUUUAAAAAUAAAGUAACUGGACUACCAACUUGAUUAAAAAUCACCAAUGGUAUGAAUGUUUUUUAAUAUGUGUUUAAUAAAAUAUUUUGUGACAUUAAGGUAAAAUAGUGACUAAAUAGUGCACAACGGUAACCUACUUUAUUUGCUACGGCAUAACACGGAGGUGCUCCGUAGCCAUUAAGGCGAUGUGGUUUCGCCAUGGGCCGAGGUGGUAGUGCAAUGGAGAUGUCAGCAUCUUUGCUGGUGCUGCUUCACCUAUCGAUGAACGUCGUGGACGAGGGUUAUGCAGUCAAUCCAAGCUGCACCUGUAUCCGCUUCACGUCGACGCUGGGCAAGGAGCGCGGCACGUUCAGCAGCCCCGACUACCCGCGCGCCUACCCGCCGCGCCUCGACUGCGUGCUCUACACCUUCCUCGCCGCGCCGCACGAGAUCGUCGAGCUCGUCUUCACCGACUUCGAUGUCUACAAGGAACAUCUCGAUUGCGUCCGAGGCGACUACCUGAAGGUAUACUGGGAGGUGCAAGGUCCUGGGCCGCCCGGCGGCGUGAGCGAGCGCUCGGCGUGGGCGCGCGCGCUGUGCGGCGGGCGCGCCGACGCGCCGCCGGCGUUGUACUCCCCCGGUCCGGCGCUAGUGCUCGAGUUCCACACUGGUCCUAAGCAGAACAACGCUACAGGGUUUAUUGGGACGUACAGCUUUAUUGAUAAGCGUCUAUUCGAGACAGAUGGCGUGCACCUCCCGGGCACGGAAUGCGACUACCACUUCGGUCGGUCGGGCAGUCGGCCGACGCACGGCCGUCUGUACAGCCCCCGCUACCCGUCCAUUUACCCCAACAAUGUGCGGUGUUCCUACCACUUCGGCGGCAGGCCAAAAGAACGUGUGAAAGUGGUUUUCGAAGAAGUUUCUCUUCAAAAAGGUGACAUAAGUUGUCUCCGGCGAGCAGACAUCAUCAAGAUCUUCGAUGGCAAGGAUACCACUGCUCCUGCCAUUGCAAUGCUGUGUAACGAACUAACAGGUUACGAGGUGCUCUCAACUGGUCCGUCGCUGCUGCUGCAGUUCACAGCGAACUCCGCCACUCCGGGCCAGGGCUUUGCUGCCACCUUCCAUUUUCAACCGCCACCUGACUCCACGGCAGCCGAUUCAGAUCGUUUGCUGAAAUUAAGUUUCGGCAAGGUGUUCGAGUCUCUAGGGCCUGAAGUCAGCGCAACAACUUCAUCCUGCCAUCAAGAGUUCAGCAGCGAUGUCACGAAGCAUGGCACCUUCACUUCUCCUCACUACCCGUCUCCAUACCCUCCAAAUACUCAUUGCCAUUAUGAGUUUUUUGGACGUGGAAAGGAGCGCGUUAGAUUAAUAUUUCAAGAUUUUUAUUUGCAUAAGUCUGCUGACGGUUCUUUAGACUGUACGAACAUGGAUUCCUUACAAGCCUUCGUCUACGUUGAUGGGCGCCUGGAGAAAGUGGAGACAUUUUGUGGGACAGAUCUGCCCACGCCUAUUAUGUCUAAUGGACCAAAACUUAUGUUGGAGUUCAGGGGGACUCACUCUUCUAGAUAUUCAAGAGGAUUUAAGAUUUCCUAUUCAUUUGUAGAAAAUUUCGGUAUAAGUACAGGAAGACAGUUGCAGGAAUUCCCCUGCGCCUUCGUAUACAACAGCAGCGAGUCACGCAAUGGCACGUUUGCCUCGCCCAAUUCGCCAGGCCCGUAUCCUCGAGACACAGAGUGUACUUACUUUUUCCAUGGCGGAGACACAGAAAAGGUGCAUCUACAUUUCACGAACUUUGAUGUUGAGGGAGUGCUCCCAUGUGAAGCAGUAUCAGCGAGCGACUAUGUUGAGUUUUCGAACCAAAUGACUGAAGACAAUAGAUAUGGUAGAUAUUGUGGACAGAUGAAAGAAUUCCACGUAGAGUCAGAGAGGAAUUUCUUCAAAGUAACGUUCCGAUCGAAUGACAGGCUAGACGGUGCUGGGUUUAAGGCCAUCUAUCAAUUUUUAGAGAUCACUGAUGAAUAUCGAGCCCCAAUAUACGACACUGCAUCGGAUUCUAUGCGUGUUUCGUGUCAUCUUCUGCUGCUGAUAGCCGCUGCAAUAUCACAUCUCCGCCACCAUAAUAUAUAUCAUUAAAAAAAGUGAUAUUAGAUUAAUUCUUCCUAGUCUGUAAUCCUGUAUAUUUUGUAUGAUAGUAUGUGCCAUACAAAUGUAAAUUACCGUAGAAGGGCAAUAUUUUCUAUUCCAUUCUAUUUUAAGUUCAUAUAUCCUGUCCUAAUGAAGCAAUAAGAAUACAUCUACACCGUCAAAUAUUCACAAUGGCACGUCAUAACACGAAUAAAUACAUUAAAAAAAUUAAA
Messenger RNA from Leguminivora glycinivorella, 2377 nucleotides. It is a transcript of the gene Sol1, whose product is annotated as suppressor of lurcher protein 1-like. NCBI's taxonomy places the organism in Eukaryota, Metazoa, Arthropoda, Insecta, Lepidoptera, Tortricidae. Bases 240 to 2153 code for a protein of 637 amino acids. The record is from RefSeq and is a predicted model, not a curated record. The transcript is spliced from 15 exons. Gene Ontology annotation, cellular component: plasma membrane.